AUGUCACGAAACCAAGUGACCUCUCACGACCUAACGCGUCUUAACGAGGUCGACGGGUUUCGCGAAUGGAGAGAAAAAGAGGCCGCUGCCCUCAGCGCCCUCGUGCAGCACCGGUUGCACAUCCUGCAGAAUCCCCCCGACUGCGCCUCUGCUAAGAAGAUCUACUGUGACUUUAAAGCUGCCAUUUCAGUGACAGUGUUUGCAGAAUCUCCAUUAAACUUCGGGACACGAGAUAGUCUUGAAAUAACACUUUCUCGAAUUACUGUGGCUAUGGCCAUUACAGGGGCGAGGGAUAGGGAGCCAACUACACCACCUGAGCUACUGCUUCCUGGCGUCAUAUGGCACUCAGCGGACCUUGAUUCUAGAUACGAAGAAUUACAAUGGCAAUCCCGAAGGACUCGAGACGUUCUUCCUUCCUCUCAGCGACACUUGCACAAGUUACGACAAGUCUCAGAUGGUUCCUUGGCCAGGAAAGAAAGAUUCGCUCGUGGUGCGUUUCCCGGUAUGGACAGACCGAAUCCGAGGCCGAACUAUUUUCCAAAGUCAAUCCCGAAGGACAUUUCCGAGCGUCUGGUGCGCCUCCACGGAGAUCCUUUUGCCUGGUGGAUGGGCCAGUUCUUCAAGUACGCCAUGAGGAUGAACAAGGAUUUCCAGGAUUACAUUGAUAACCAAGCGCGAGAAAUGGGUUACGAGUCUCCUAUUGUAGGCUUGCAGAUUCGACGGUCUGACAAACUGAUACAUGAAGCAGUUUACAUUGACCUCAGUGUGUACAUGGAAGAAGUGGAGGGCUUCUACAAGCAGCUGGAGUUGCGUCAGCCUGUUGCGCAACGAAGGGUCUUCUUGGCCACUGACGAUCCAAAUGUAAUUCCUGAAAUAAAGCAGAA
Messenger RNA from Penaeus vannamei (Pacific white shrimp), 884 nucleotides. NCBI's taxonomy places the organism in Eukaryota, Metazoa, Arthropoda, Malacostraca, Decapoda, Penaeidae. The record is from RefSeq and is a predicted model, not a curated record.